AUGAACGUAUUUGGUGCGCAAAAAGUGCAAAUCCGAAUUCCAGACACAACAACAAAGAACCUCCCCCCUGUGAAGCUGCGGAACAGCAGCACGGAGUCCUUUGAGCUGGUCACAGAGGACAACAAUGGAGGAAAGCAAGCAGCAGAAGUGCCGUUGACAGAGGAUGAGUGGGUCCCUCUAGAGCUGUGCUUUGGGAUGCCCCUCUUCAGCUCCGAGCUCAACCGCAAAAUAUGCAGAAAGAUCGCCUCGCACGGCCUCUGUAGCAAAGACAGCCUUCAAGACUUACUUCAUUCCAGCCGAAAACUAUCAUUGAAGGUUCUGAGUUUUGUUCAGUCAUUUCAGGAUGGCAGCCAGGGUCAGCCCGACCCUGACAGUGGAGUGUCCGGUCCUCUCAGCCAGCCCCCGGCCGAGUCUGGUGUUCCGCUGCCKGCUCUCAACCUCAUCUUCAAGGACGGACAGCUGAGGGAGUGGAGUGGACGAGCUCCUCCACCUCUCCACAUCUCAGCCCUGCAGACAGACCAGUCCUUAUAGACCCCUCCACAUCUCAGCCCUGCAGACAGACCAGUCCUUAUAGACCCCUCCACAUCUCAGCCCUGCAGAAAGACCAGUCCUUAUAGACCCCUCCAC
This is a messenger RNA of Salvelinus sp. IW2-2015, 627 nucleotides long. RefSeq names its product protein FAM91A1-like. Gene Ontology annotation, biological process: intracellular protein transport. The record is from RefSeq and is a predicted model, not a curated record. NCBI's taxonomy places the organism in Eukaryota, Metazoa, Chordata, Actinopteri, Salmoniformes, Salmonidae. Gene Ontology annotation, cellular component: trans-Golgi network; cytoplasmic vesicle.